Molecule: messenger RNA, 2653 nt
Organism: Hippocampus comes (tiger tail seahorse)
Lineage: Eukaryota; Metazoa; Chordata; Actinopteri; Syngnathiformes; Syngnathidae
Gene: wdcp
Product: WD repeat and coiled coil containing
Exons: 5
Coding region: 459-2606 (715 amino acids)
Molecular function (GO): kinase binding
Source: RefSeq, a predicted model, not a curated record
AAAUAAAAAUUUCCCAUUUUCCCUGAAACAUGGAUCAAACAUUAAUUCAAAUGUCAGACAGGCUAUUAAUACAUAUGUAUCCGAAGUUUAAUUUAUACAAUUAUUCUGAGGACAUUCUUUCAAAUAAACUGCAGGAGUAACUCGUGAAAUCAACUACGUUUCCAAUAAUGCACUUCUCUGGACAGUGCCCAGGCAUUACUUCCGGGUUAAGGACGAGUCAACAUUGAUGGCUUGGUGUUGUUUCACCGGUAAAAUGUGAAGUUACCCAUGGCAACAUUCACUCAAUUCUGUUUGCGCCAGGAUGACAAGAUGUCUUAUCCCCAAUGUGUGAUUAAGUGAGCGACGUCAGCGGCCUCGAGUCUUGAAAGGUCCCGAGAGUGUCGUGUUGAGGUCGUUGCGCUUUAAUCGGCUAUUCGUGCUCGUCACAGCACGCCCGGCUCAGGGGAGCAGAUUAAGAGAUGGACCUGGGCAAGGCCAAGCUGCUACGGAGCGGCAUCAACACGCUGCACCAGGCCAUCCACCCAGUGCACGGGGUAGCAUGGACCGACGGCAAGCAGGUGUGCCUGACGACGCUCUACUUCCAACGCGGCGAGACCAAGUUUGGCGACACAAAUGUCAUCGGGCAGUUCGAACACGUCCUCGGGCUCUUCUGGGGCCCGCUGUGCUGCCCCGACUCACCCGCCUUGCUGGCCGUGCAGCAUAAGAAGCAUGUCAGCGUUUGGCAGCUGCAGCUGAGCGCGUUGGAGCAUAACAAGCUGCUGUGCACACAGACCUGCGAAAUGAGCGAGCCCUUCCCAUUGCUCGCGCAAGGCUGCGUCUGGCACCCCAAACUGGACAUUUUGGCCCUCCUGACCAAGCGGGACGCAUCAGUGCUAUUCUCAGUACGGGUGGACAACAGGAGGACCAAGGCGGAUAUUAAGGGAAGCGGGCUCAUCCACUGUGCGUCUUGGACUAAAGACGGAACCCGUUUGGUGGUGGCGAUCGGCACCGCGCUGCACUCCUACAUUUGGAACGACAUUCACAAAAGCCUCGUGGCUUGCUCCUUCUGCCCCAUUUUUGACGUGGGGGGCUACAUCUGUGCCACAGAGGCAACUGGAGACUCUCAGGUUGCCGUGGCGACAGAGCUGCCUUUGGAGAAGCUGUGUGGCUUGAACGCCGGCAUGGCCUUCGAGGUGGACCCCUCGCGAGUCCAGACGCCAGAAAUUGACUUCUCUCAGGAUUCCAGACGGCUGUCAUUUGACCUCGCGGAGAAGUCCCAUACACCCACCUCGGGCCCCCUGGACCUCACCCACCUCCUGGCCCGGCACCGGCGCUCAGACCCCAGCCCACUUAUUCACCUGCAGCGUAAGGACUCAGUAACGGGUUCCGGUCAGGACUCAUCACACCUGGUGCUGAUCACAUACGAGCGCAAGGUGGUCACCACCCGCAAAGUCAGCAUCCCCGGGAUCCUAGUGCCGGAUUUGGUGGCUUUCGACCCGCGUGCCUCCACUGUGGCCGUGGCGUCCAACACUUGUAACAUGGUGCUGGUGUACCGUAUCACGGCAUCGGCCAUGCCCAACAUCCAGCAGAUCUCGCUGCAGGCCACAGACAGGCCCAAGGGGGUCUGUUUUCUCAGCGACAAAGUGCUGCUCAUGAUGGUCGGCCGGCAGAAGUCAAUGGACCCCGCCUUCCUCCCGUCCUCCAACACAGAAAAGUAUAUCCUGCGCUUGGUGGCCAAAGACUUCGAUGGAGAGGGUGCCUCCUCCCAUCUCAACGUAGAGCCUGCUGCUAAUUUGUCACGGAUUAGGAGGCACUCAGAGCACCUGCCCAAGGAUGACAGGGAGCAGCUGGGGAUAAAGGACUUGAUUCUGCCCGGGAAUGGAGUAGUACCCCGCUCACCCGGGAGUAGAUGCAGGCUGGUGGAGGAGGUGAGGAGCCCCGAGUCCAGCUCUGCGGACUUCUCCGCCUCCUCGGAAAGAACCCCCUCCUGCGCCGUGGAGAACUUGGACGUCGGCCGCAUGGCCAGCCUGGCGGUGGCCGGCCAGACCAGCAGGGACUCCAGCCGGGCUGGAUCACCUCGGCCGGAGGUGGUACCGGAGCCAAUGGUGGCCCCGCCGGGCGGAUCCUCCCGGGAGAGAGCCCUGGAGCAUCUGGUCUUCAACAUGGAGCGGCUGUUCGCUCGCUUCGCAGAUGUGCAGCAGUGCCUGGGCGAGAUCCGAGAGUACGCCCAGAACGGCAAGAAGGUUGCGAGCUCCUACCCGGCUGCCGCUGAGCCCCCUUACAUCAAUGUCACAUGUCAGAAGCAGUUGUCCGAGAACGUGUUUAUUGACGAACGGCGUCCAAUGCUCCUGUGUGAUGGCAAGUUGUGUCUACGCGCCCUCCAGGAGCUUUUCAACCUCACCGUCGUGGAGAUGCUGCAUGGCCCCCUGUGGAUCGUCCUGGUGGCCGACUCCGACGGCUUCGUGCCCCUGACGUUCAAUCCCAGAGCUGAGCUCACCGUACGUAACGGCAAGCGCAAAUCCACUGUCCGCACUCCUGGGAGCCCCGAGAUCUCCUGCCCGUCCAGUCCGGCCCCCUGCCACAACCCUACCAGCACCACCACCACCACCACUGAGGCCUCCACGUAGUUUAUGGAUUUAGACCACUUUGUUAAUAAAGCAGUUUCAACAAUUCA